GGUCACCGUGUAGAAAAGAAAGCAAGGCAGUUUUCUGUUAUUGCGAGAAUGGCUAAUCCAACGAAAAGUUUUCGGGACAAUGCUCCAAUGGACAGGGGAUUGACUGCUGAGUCAGAGAACAGAUUUGCGUUCGAAGUAGCAUGGGAAGUAGCUAAUAAAGUUGGCGGUAUCUACACGGUUAUCCGUACGAAGGCUGCCAUCUCUGUAGAGGAGCUGGGCGACCAGUACUGCCUGUUCGGGCCGUACAACGAGUCGUGCGUGCGCACGGAGGUCGAGAUUGUUGAGCCGGACGAUGUGCUCAUGCAGAAGACAGUGAAGAAGCUGAGAGACUGCGGCUUCAAGGUGUACUACGGACGAUGGCUGAUCGACGGCUACCCGCAAGUGGUGUUGUUCGACAUCGGUUCUGCAGCGUGGAAGCUGGAUGAGUGGAAGCGAGAGUUCUGGGAUUUGACGCGCAUCGGCAUCCCCUGGCAGGACAUCGAGUGCAACGACGCCGUCGUAUUCGGGUUCCUAGUCGAGAUGUUCAUUGGCGAGUUUCUCGCGCGCUGCACGGACGAGCUGGAUUCUACGCCAAUCAUAUCGGUGCACUUCCACGAGUGGAUGGCGGGCGUCGGGCUGCUGAUGGCGCGCGCGCACCGCCUCAAGGUGGCCACCGUCUUCACGACGCACGCGACGCUGCUCGGACGAUACCUGUGCGCAGGAUCCACCGACUUCUACAACAACAUCACGACGUUUGACCUGGACAAGGAGGCGGGUAACCGUGGCAUCUACCACCGAUACUGCAUGGAGCGCGCCGCGUGCCACGUCGCGCACACCUUCACCACCGUGUCCGACAUCACAGGCUUCGAGGCAGAACACCUGCUCAAGCGAAAACCAGAUAUCAUCACGCCAAAUGGCUUGAACGUGAUCAAGUUUGCGGCGUUGCACGAGUUCCAAAAUCUCCACGCAAUUGCGAAGGGGAAAAUCAACGAGUUCGUUAGAGGCCAUUUUUACGGCCAUUACGACUUCGACUUGGACAAGACAAUAUAUUUCUUUAUUGCUGGACGUUACGAGUUCAGUAACAAAGGAGCGGACAUAUUCAUCGAGUCUCUAGCGAGACUGAACCACUAUCUGAAGGCAGCAAACAGUCAGACGACGGUGAUCGCGUUCCUCAUCUUCCCGGCGCGGACGAACAACUUCAACGUGGAGUCGCUGCGUGGGCAGGCUAUCGUCAAGCAGCUUCACCAGACCGUCACCAAUAUCAAAGAGAAGAUCGGCGCGCGCAUGUUCGAGACCGCCUGCAGCGGCAAGAUCCCUCAGGGCGAGGACAUCCUCAAGUCGGAGGACAUCGUGAAGCUGAAGCGAUGCAUCUACGCGACGCAGCGAAACACGAUGCCUCCGAUCUGCACGCACAACAUGGUGGAUGACAACAACGACCCCGUGCUCAACAACCUACGCCGCUGCAACAUGUUCAACAACCGCACCGACCGCGUCAAGGUUCUCUUUCACCCGGAGUUCCUGAGUUCGACGAGUCCGCUGCUCGGCCUCGACUACGAGGAGUUUGUCAGGGGAUGCCAUCUCGGCGUCUUCCCGUCCUACUACGAGCCGUGGGGCUACACGCCAGCUGAGUGCACGGUGAUGGGCAUCCCCAGCAUGACUAGCAACCUGAGUGGCUUCGGAUGCUUCAUGUCGGAUCACAUCGCCGACCCACAGUCGUACGGAAUCUACAUCGUCGACAGACGCUACAAGAGCCCAGAGGAGACGGUCCGCAACAUGGCGCAGAUGAUGUUCGACUUCACGCAGCUGUCUCGCCGGCAGAGGAUCAUACAGAGGAACAGGACGGAGCGUCUGUCUGAGCUGCUCGACUGGCAGAACCUGGGAACGUACUACAGGAAGGCGCGAAGGUCGGCCAUCAAGGCCGUCUAUCCGGAGAUGUUCCAGGACGACGACCGCAUGUCCGUCUCGAGCAUGAAGUAUCGGUUCCCGCGACCCCCGUCGGCUCUCCCGUCGCCGUCGAGCUCCCGCGCGUCCACCCCGCCCCCGUCGCCGAGCGAGGACGAAGACGAGGAGGACGAGGAGGAGGAUGAGGAUGAGGCUCCUCUCUCGUUCACGCCGCGCUCGGAGGAGGUCGACGAUGAAUUCGAGCAGCUGAUCAUGAAGAGCAAGGACAACGUGAACUGACGGGGGCGAGCGGGAAGCGAGACUCCUCGAGCGGGAGGGAGCGAGGGGAGGGUAGGAUUUUAGGCUUAGGCGUAGGACGAAGGUUUAAUGGGGCACUGCUGCUGCUGCUGCUGCUCCUGCUGCUGCUGCUGCUGCUGAAUGGCUGUUGGUGGUGGUGGUGGUUAACUACUGCUGCUUGCUGCUGC
Messenger RNA from Priapulus caudatus, 2345 nucleotides. RefSeq names its product glycogen [starch] synthase-like. Lineage: Eukaryota; Metazoa; Priapulida; Priapulimorpha; Priapulimorphida; Priapulidae. Gene Ontology annotation, molecular function: alpha-1,4-glucan glucosyltransferase (UDP-glucose donor) activity. The transcript has 13 exons. The record is from RefSeq and is a predicted model, not a curated record. Gene Ontology annotation, cellular component: cytoplasm. Bases 49 to 2160 code for a protein of 703 amino acids. Gene Ontology annotation, biological process: glycogen biosynthetic process.